AGGAAAAAGAAGAAAACGUUUACUAUUUACUGAGGAACUGGCAUUGGUUUCGUAGAAGCAAUUUUAAAAAUCAAAAUACACAUUACUUCUCGUCAAACAGAACAGCGUAAAGGUGACUAGCUGCGAAGCUGUCUUCGUAAAGUGGCGAGAGUUAAAGCUGUAAGGUGCUGAACUGAUCAACCUGACUACGCACAGUAACUGUAAUCUGCGGAAGAGAAAUCUAGUCCCUAGAGCUGGGAUCUUGGAUGGAGUGAGUGUUGAGCCCCAGUGAGAUGACUGACCAGGGCAACAACAACCAGAACAUCUCCCGCAACCCCUUUGCUGCCCUCUUCAGCUCACUGGCUGAUGCCAAACAGUUUGCAUCAGGCCAGAAACCUCAACAGCUUUCUACUCAACCACCACUGGAGGAUUCGGGUGAGAGCCAGUCGGAGUCAGAAAACUCAGUUUCAGACAGCGUUGAUGACAAUGACGACUCCGUGGCAGAGAUUAGCCGCUCCUUCCGGUCCCGGCAGGAGCUGUGCGAGCAGCUCAAUGUCAAUCACAUGAUCCAGCGAAUAUUUCUCAUCACUCUGGACAACAGUGACCCUAGUCUGAGAGGAGGUAAUGGGAUCCCUCCUCGGUGUGUUUACCUGGAGGAGAUGGCUGCAGAUCUAGAUGGGCAGGACUGGCUGGACAUGGACAACAUAGAACAGGCUCUUUUUAACCGUCUGCUGCUGCUAGAGCCGGGAAACCAGCUCAUCUAUAUGACGUCAUGCAGUGCUGUUAACCUGUCUGCUGACCGGGAUGCUGGAGAGAAAUGUGCCAUCCCUUACCUUUUUGCUUGUUAUCAGAGGGCUAAGGAAGAGAUCACAAAGGUACCAGAGAAGUUACUUUCGUUUGCUGUUCGCUGUAAGAAUCUGACCGUUUCUAACACACGAACAGUCCUGCUCACACCAGAGAUCUACAUCAGCCAGAAUGUCUACGAACAACUUCUGGACCUGCUGCUGGAAAGCUUCAAUGGAGCACAUCCAGAGGAAGUGGUUGAAUUUGUGGAGGAGGUCAUUGCUGGCCUGCUGUCUGAUCAGGAGGUGCGGACUUUUGAGGAGGUUAUAGUACCGGUGUUCGACAUCUUCCAGGGACGUGUCAAGGACUUGGACCUGUGCCAGCCUCUUCUCUACUCCUACCUGGAUGUUCUCCUCUAUUUCAGCCACCAUAAAGAUAUUGCCAAGGUACUCGUUGAACACAUCCAGCCCAAAGACCCAGCUAAUGGUUUGCAGUACCAGAAGAGCCUGCUGGGGACAGUAUUCAAUAUAUCCUGCUUGCUGAAAACCCCAGGUGUGGUAGAAGGGCACGGCUACUUCUUGAACCCUUCCCGCUCCAGCGCCCAGGAAACAAAGGUCCAAGAGGCCAACAUCCACCAGUUUAUGGGCCAGUUUCAUGACAAGCUGCACCAAAUCUUGAAAAACUUACUCCAGCGGUCUGGUGAGACCCGCCACUUGCUGCUCACCUGGUUGGGCAGCUGCCUGCAAGCUAAUGCUGGCCGAGCCAAGAUCUGGGCCAAUCAGAUGCCGGAGAUCUUCUUUCAGAUGUACGCCUCAGAUGCAUUUUUCUUGAACUUGGGUGCAGCUCUGCUGAAGCUGUGCCAGCCCUUCUGCAGGCCACGUUCACCUAAACUGCUCACCUUCAACCCAACCUACUGCGCACUCAAAGAGCUGAGUGAGGAAGAGAGGAGGAAUCGCAAUGUGCACGCAAGAGGUCUUGACAAGGAGACCUGCCUGAUCCCUGUGCCUCCCCAGCAGCCGAUGGAGUCGGCGCAGUCCUACAGCCUUCUGACUGAAAACCUCAUCCUCACACAACUCACCCAGCAUCUAGGCUUUCACAGACUCCAUGAGCAGAUGGUGAAGAUGAGCCAGUCUCUCCACCGGCUCCAGGUGACGUGGCAGGAGGCCCAGCGAACAGGCAGCCCAAUGUCGGAGCAGCUCCUGGAGCAGUUUGAGCGUCUGAUGAUUGUCUAUCUCUCAACCAAAGCUGCCACUACACAGCCUGCCAUGCUGCAAUGUUGCCUUAACCUACAAGCUUCCACUGCUGCUCUGCUCGUUCAGCUCAGUAUGGGGAACCAGGGGCCUGAACAUGUAGCACUCAGUUUUCCCCUGCCCUCCCUGCAGAACACGAUGCUCUGCUAUGUACCUGAGUUUUUUACAGAAAAUUUGGGAGAUUUUUUCAUCUUCCUUCGUCGGUUUGCAGAAGACAUCCUGGAGACUUCUGCAGAAAGUCUAGAGCAGAUUCUAAACUUCAUUACUGUCUUCAUGGGUAACGUAGAGAGGAUGAAGAACCCUCAUUUAAGAGCAAAGCUUGCCGAGGUUUUGGAGGCAGUGAUGCCCCACAUGGAGCCGGUGGCCCCUGGUGCUGCUCAGCCAAUCGUGUUCCAGAGAGAAAGAGUUUUCUGCUCCUAUAGACACGCACCCCAGCUGGCUGAGGCCCUCAUUACUGUGUUUGUAGACAUUGAAUUCACAGGUGAUCCUCAUCAGUUUGAACAGAAAUUCAACUACAGAAGGCCUAUGUAUCCAGCUCUUAAAUACAUGUGGGGAAAAGACAACUACAGAGAGAGCAUCAAGCAUUUGGCCAACUAUGCAUCUGAAAACCUGGAGGCCAUGAACCCCCCUCUUUUCCUCAGGUUCCUCAACUUACUGAUGAAUGAUGCCAUCUUCCUAUUGGAUGAGGCCAUUCAGUACCUGAGUAAAAUCAAGAUUCUGCAGCUGGAGAGGGAUCGAGGGGACUGGGAAGGCCUGGCCCCUGAUGCCAGAAGAGAGAAAGAGUCCAGCCUGCAGAUGUUUGGACAGCUGGGGCGCUUCCACAACAUCAUGUCCAAUGAGACCAUCGGCACACUGGCCUUCCUCACCUCAGAAAUUAAGGGUAUCUUUGUGCACCCAUUCCUGGCUGAGAGGAUCAUCUCCAUGCUUAACUACUUCCUGCAGCACCUGGCGGGUCCUAAAAUGGGCGCUCUUAAAGUCAAGGACUUCAGUGAGUUUGACUUCAAACCUCAGCAGCUUGUUUCUGACAUCUGCACAAUCUACCUAAACCUGGGCGAUGAGGAGAAUUUCUGUGCCACUGUCCCAAAGGAUGGGCGAUCGUAUUCUCCUACUCUUUUCUCCCAGACCAUUAGAGUAUUGAAAAAGAUCAACAAGCCUGGGGAUAUGAUUGUAGCUUUCGGACUCCUCGCUGAUAAAAUAAAGUCUCAUGCAGACAGACAGCAGCAGGAAGAGGAGACAUAUGCAGAUGCUCCAGAUGAAUUCUUGGAUCCCAUCAUGUCCACCCUGAUGCUGGACCCUGUUCUUCUCCCCUCUUCCAAUGUAACAGUAGACCGCUCAACUAUAGCAAGACACCUUCUCAGUGACCAGACAGACCCCUUCAACCGCAGUCCUCUGACAAUGGACCAAAUCAGGCCAAAUGAGGAACUCAAACAGCAGAUCUUACAGUGGCUGGAGAAGCAUAGGCAAGAAAAGCUUCAGUUGGGGCCCAGCGGCUAGCCCUGAUCUCACUGUGACAAACAGCGUUGCUACACGCUGUUGUUUUUCUUUCCUGGCCGCACUUGCUCCUUUGCUUCAUGGCAGAUCCACGGUGUGCUUAUUUCUUUGGAUUUAUUCUGACUCCUCCAGUCCAGCUGACACUGCAUUAGCCUUUCCCUGCAGCUUCCAUUCUUAAUAAAUCGUCGCUGUGACAACAGUCCUGGCAAACUGUAGCCCACCUGCUGGUAACAACUUCAAAAUCCAUACACGGUGGCUGUUUUUCCUCCCGUGAUGCUCUAUUGUAAACACUAGCAGAGUGAUACAUCCUUGGGUACUGUAUUAAUGAGUUAAUAUAGUCAGAAAUAUCUGUUCAGCAGCACUUUAAUGUACUGUACAUACUCCUGUCCAACCACCUGGCCCUUUAUACCGGAAGGUAAGUAUUUUUGUCAUAUUAUCUAACUUCACUUUCAUAAAGAGUAUUUCACACACUGCCUUUCAAAGUGCUUUAACACCCCGUAUGUUUGCACUCUUGGGUUCAAUCGCAACUUGUAAAUAGCAUUAAAAGUGAGGCAUAGCUGAGUCUGAAUUUAA
Oreochromis aureus is the source of this 4076-nucleotide messenger RNA. RefSeq names its product ubiquitination factor E4A (UFD2 homolog, yeast) (gene ube4a). Gene Ontology annotation, biological process: protein polyubiquitination. Gene Ontology annotation, molecular function: ubiquitin-ubiquitin ligase activity. Gene Ontology annotation, cellular component: ubiquitin ligase complex; nucleus; cytoplasm. Bases 273 to 3506 code for a protein of 1077 amino acids. The record is from RefSeq and is a predicted model, not a curated record. The transcript is spliced from 21 exons. NCBI's taxonomy places the organism in Eukaryota, Metazoa, Chordata, Actinopteri, Cichliformes, Cichlidae.